CGAAAUCCCUUUUGUCCUCUCGUGCGCGCCGUCGCCGGUAACGGCUGCCUGAGUGAAACAGCAGUUUGUCUUUCACUUGACUGCUGUCCUCGGCAGGCAAUUGUCGCUGAUCCCUGCCUCACUUUAGCAGGUUCCAAAAAUGUCGAACGUGGUGUUGGAGUUCAAGGCUUCUGCCGGCGACUCGGAGCCUCAGAAUCGUCCGGUCCUGAUCGUCGGGCAGCAGGCCAACCUGCAGCAGGUCAGCUGGAGCCAAAUCAAAGGGAAAUUGCAGCCUGUCGUUAGCAAAGAGAUUUGGCAGGCAGCACUCAAUGCUUUGAACCCAAACCCCACAGACAGUUGCCCUCUGUACCUCAAUCAUGCUGCAGUGGCUGCCCUUCCUUCACGGGUCAGCAGGCACAACAGCCCGUCCUCUGCCCAGUUUCUGUCCCGUCUGGUCCGAUCAUGCCUGCCUGGAGGAAACAACCGCUGCAUCGUGAUGGUGUGUGAGCGCCCAGACGUAUUUGCAUCCUCAUGUGCCAUCGCCAGGGCCUUUUCCAUUUUUUCUCGCCGUUCAACAUCUUCACGUAGGUCUGAGAAAAAACAUGUGACCAUUGAGUUUGUUAUAAUUGGACAAGAAAGCAGUCCUCUGGAUGAAGCAGAACUGAAGUGUCUCUCAAACGCUGCUGAAGGACUCCGGUUGGCGGCCCGUAUUGUGGACACGCCUUGUAACGAGAUGAAUACGGACCAUUUCUUGGAUGAGAUCAGAGCUGUGGGGACAGAACUUGGAAUCACUCCUGUAAUUAUUCAGGGAGAGGAUCUGAAACAGAAAGGCUUUGGAGGUAUUUAUGGAGUUGGGAAAGCUGCAGAGCAUCCUCCAGCCUUAGCUGUCCUGAGCCACACCCCUGAAGGUGCAACACAAACAAUUGCAUGGGUUGGCAAAGGCAUUGUGUACGACACCGGUGGACUCAGCAUCAAGGGAAAGACCACAAUGCCAGGAAUGAAGAGAGACUGUGGUGGAGCAGCUGCUAUUCUGGGAGCCUUUAAAGCUACCAUUAAACAGGGCUUUAAGGAUAAUCUCCAUGCAGUGUUUUGUCUUGCCGAGAAUUCUGUUGGACCCACAGCCACCCGACCUGACGACAUCCACACACUCUACUCUGGAAAGACAGUGGAGAUCAACAACACUGAUGCGGAGGGCAGGUUGGUGCUGGCUGAUGGCGUGGUGUAUGCCAGCAAAGACCUGGCUGCUGACAUCAUUUUGGAUAUGGCAACUUUGACAGGGGCACAGGGAAUCUCCACAGGAAAGUACCACGCAGCUGUGAUGACGAACAGUGAGCAGUGGGAGUUGGCCUGUGUGCGUGCAGGCCGCAGCAGUGGAGAUCUCACUCAUCCUCUGGUUUACUGCCCUGAGCUGCACUUCAGUGAGUUCACGUCUGCCAUGGCCGACAUGAAGAACUCUGUGGCAGAUCGAGAGAACGCCCAGAGCUCCUGUGCCGGCCUCUUUAUUGGUUCCCACCUGGGCUUCGACUGGCCUGGUGUCUGGGUCCAUGUUGAUAUCGCUUCUCCUGUCCAUGCUGGAGAGCGUGCCACAGGAUUCGGUGUCGCCCUGCUGAUGGCUCUGUUCGGUCAGGCAUCAGACGACUGCAUGCUGAACAAGGUCUCUCCUCUGGAGGCAGCCACCAACAUGUCUGGAGACCAGAUGGAGCGAGACUGCAAAAGACGAAGACUGGUGUAGAAAGGCCGUUCACUCCCUGAUCUAACUGUUCUUCUGACACAAAACACACACAGGCACGAAGAACUGAUGCAACUUCCCUCAAAUAAAUUUGUAGUAAUGAAAUAAAUAAUCAUCAGUAAAUCAUUUGUCUUCAUAAAUCGGUGGCCCCCGCACUGACACAAAUUGAUAUUUUCCUGUUGAUUUUCUUUUUCUACUAGCUAAAACGUGCACUUUGCUUUCAUGUGCUCCCCUGUAGACCAUACAAGUUGACUCUUAAAGAAACUUGAGGGUGAUGUCACAAUGUAUCAGUAAAACCCUUUUACCUUUUUUGUAUUCACUGCAUUUGUAAAUAACCUGUGACUAUUGAGGCUGAGUGAUCUCUGGUAACCACAGAUUUCAAGUUUCACAGGUGCUACAUGUGAUUUGUCAACAGAGUCGUGCAUGUUCAAAAGGUUAACUGUGUAGGUGACUGCUGUUUGUGACAGUCCUGGUGUUAUUCAUUAAAAGACAGUGUUGUUUGAUUGAUGUGUGAAGAAAUGUGUAAAACCGUUUGUCCUCUCAGCAAGUUUUUAUAAUCACCCACAAAUAAAAUAAAAUUUAAAGAUUUA
Cynoglossus semilaevis (tongue sole) is the source of this 2298-nucleotide messenger RNA. It is a transcript of the gene npepl1, whose product is annotated as aminopeptidase like 1. The transcript is spliced from 12 exons. Gene Ontology annotation, biological process: proteolysis. The record is from RefSeq and is a predicted model, not a curated record. NCBI's taxonomy places the organism in Eukaryota, Metazoa, Chordata, Actinopteri, Pleuronectiformes, Cynoglossidae. Gene Ontology annotation, cellular component: cytoplasm. Gene Ontology annotation, molecular function: manganese ion binding; metalloaminopeptidase activity. Bases 140 to 1711 code for a protein of 523 amino acids.